GGACCUUACUCCUCAUUAAGCGCGAACGUUUUAUCAUACUUAACUAACCACUACGCCCUCAUCAUCGCAAAUACUUGCUCUAGAACAAAACAUAUAUACCUCCAUUUUCAAUUCUUCUACUACCCUCCUACUUAAUUGACCGGUAACCCAUCUCUCCACCCAAAACACCUCAUCCCGAACAUGCCACCCCAAACCCCCCUAUCAGCAACAUCCCCCAUCCAAUCCCUCUACCCAACUCUCAUCCGCCCAAUAAUUGCCCCAGAUUUCUACCAGCCACUCCUCGCCGACGCA
Tuber melanosporum (Perigord truffle) is the source of this 291-nucleotide messenger RNA. RefSeq lists its product as uncharacterized. The annotation marks the transcript as partial. The transcript has a single exon. The record is from RefSeq and is a predicted model, not a curated record. NCBI's taxonomy places the organism in Eukaryota, Fungi, Ascomycota, Pezizomycetes, Pezizales, Tuberaceae.